ACCCUGCCCCGCCCCUCCUUCCCUCCGCCAUGAGCGCAGAGCAGCGGUGCAAGGACAGAGGCCCGGGAGCAGCCAUGGGCCCUGGAGGAGUGCGGCUCCUUGGGGCCUGGUGGUCCCCGUCGCUCCUGCUUCUGCUCUUUACGGGAGGCUUGGCCCAGGACUCCCCACCCCAGAUCCUCGUCCACCCCCAGGACCAGCUGCUCCAGGGCCCUGGCCCCGCCAGGAUGAGCUGCCGAGCCUCAGGCCAGCCGCCCCCCACCAUCCGCUGGCUGCGGAAUGGGCAACCCCUGAGCAUGGUGCCCCCAGACCUCCACCAUCUCCUUCCUGAUGGAACCCUCCUGCUGCUGCGACCCCCCACCUGGGGCCGUGCCCACGAUGGCCAGGCCCUCUCCACAGACCUAGGCGUCUACACGUGUGAGGCCAGCAACCCCCUGGGCACGGCGGUCAGCAGAGACGCUCGGCUGUCUGUGGCCGUCCUGCGGGAGGAUUUCUUGAUCCAGCCUCGGGACACAGUGGCCGUGGUGGGCGAGCAGAUGACAUUGGAGUGUGGUCCCCCGUGGGGCCACCCAGAGCCCAUGGUCUCCUGGUGGAAGGAUGGGAAACCCCUGACCCUACAGCCAGGGCGGCACAUGGUGUCCAGGGGUUCCCUGCUGGUGGCAAGAGCAGAGAAAAGUGACUCUGGAACCUAUAUGUGUGUGGCCACCAACAAGGCCGGGCAGCGGGAGAGCCGGGCAGCCAGAGUGUCUGUCCAGGAGCCCCAAGAUUAUAAGAAGCCCCUGGAGCUCUUGGCUGUGCGCAUUCAGCUGGAAAAUGUGACCCUGCUGAAGCCUGACCCUGCAAAGGGCCCCAAGCCUGGGCCUACUGUGUGGCUCAGCUGGAAGGUGAGCGGCCCGGCCGCACCUGCGCAGUCCUACACAGCCUUGUUCAGGGCCCAGCCAGUGGCAGGAGACCAGGGGGCUCCGUGGGCAGAGGCCCCGCUGGCCGGCUCGCAGAGCGCAGAGCUUGGGGGCCUGCACUGGGGCCAGGACUACGAGUUCAAGGUGAGACCAUCCUCCGGCCGGGCGCGAGGCCCCGACAGCAACGUGCUGCUUCUGAGGCUUCCAGAACGAGUGCCCAGUGCCCCUCCCCGGGAGGUGACCCUGAAACCUGGCAACGGCAGCGUCCUAGUGAGCUGGAUCCCACCACCUGCUGAGAACCACAAUGGUGUCAUCCGUGGCUACCAGGUCUGGAGACUGGGCAACACCUCAAUGCCCCCGGCCAACUGGACCGUGGCAGGCGAGCAGACCCAGCUGGAGAUCGCCACCCGUGUGCCAGGCUCCUGCUGUGUGCAAGUGGCCGCUGUCACCGGUGCUGGGGCUGGAGAGCCCAGCAACCCUGUCUGCCUCCUUUUAGAGCAGGCCAUGGAGCGUGCUGCCCAAGAACCCAGUGACCAGGGGCCCUGGAGCCUGGAGCAGCUGAGGGCCACCCUGAGGCGGCCGGAGAUCAUUGCCAGCGGCGCCGUCAUGCUCUGGCUGCUGCUGCUGGGCAUUGCCGUGUGUGUCCAACGCCGGCGCCGAGCUAGGGUGCACCUGGGCCCAGGUCUGUACAGAUAUACCAGUGAAGAUGCCAUCCUAAAACACAGGAUGGAUCAGACCGACUCUCCCUGGCUGGCGGACACUUGGCGUUCCACCGCCGGCUCUCGGGACCUAAGCAGCAGCAGCAGCCUCAGCAGCCGGCUGGGAGUGGACCCCCGGGACCCAUUGGACGGCCGUCGCUCCUUGAUCUCCUGGGAGCCCCGAAGCCCCGGCGUGCCCCUGCUUCCGGACACCAGCACUUUUUAUGGCUCCCUCAUUGCCGAGAUACCGUCCGGCCCCCGGGCCCGGCCGAGCCCCCAGGCCCCAGCUGCCAGGCGCCUCCCUCCCCAGCUGGCCCGGCUCUCCAGCCCCUGGCCCAGCUCAGACAGCCUCUGCAGCCGCAGGGGAGUGUCCUCCCCUCGCUUGUCUCUGGCCGCUGCAGAGGCUUGGAAAGCCAAAAAGAAGCAGGAGCUGCACCAGGCCAACAGCUCCCCGCUACUCCAGGCCAGCAACCCCAUGGAGGUCUGGGCCUGGGACUUGGGGGGUAGAGGCUCCAAGAACCUUUCCCAAAGUCCAGGAGCUGUGCCUCGAGCUCUGGUUGCCUGGCGGGCUCUGGGACCCCAGCUCCGCAGCUCCUCAAAUGAGCUGGCUACUCGCCCUCUGCCCCCUACACCACCCUCUCCUCAUGGAACCCCCACUAGGACGCAACAUACCCAGCACUCAGUGGAACCCCAAGCUCCCUCCCUUCUCCCACUGCCAGCAGCCCCCAUCCCCAGCUCCAUCUCCUCCAGUCCUCCCAGCCCUCCCAGCCCCCAGCCCUCUUCCCUCUCUGGUCCUAGUCCAGCUUCCAGUCGCCUGUCCAGCUCUUCACUAUCAUCCCUGGGGGAGGAUCAGGACAGUGUGCUGACCCCUGAGGAGGUGGCCUUGUGCCUGGAGCUGAGUGAGGGUGAGGAGACCCCCAGGAACAGUGCCACUCCUGUGCCAAGGGCUCCCUCACCCCCCAUCACCUAUGGGUACAUCAGCAUCCCAGCAGCCUCAGAGCUAGCAGACAUGGGCAGGGCUGCAGGAGGGGUAGGGACAGAGGCAGGUGGCCUGCUGUGUCCACCUCGGCCCUGCCCCACCCCCACCCCCAGCGAAGGCUCCUUGGCCAAUGGCUGGGGCUCAGCCUCUGAGGACAAUGCCCCCAGCACCAGAGCCAGCCUUGUCAGCUCCUCAGAUGGCUCCUUCCUCGCCGAUGCCCACUUUGCCCGUGUCCUGGCAAUGGCUGUGGAUAGCUUUGGCUUUGGUCUGGAGCCCAGAGAGGCAGACUGUGUCUUCACUGGCAUCUCUACCUCCCUGACAGAUGCCUCAUCUCCUCCUUCCCCCCGAGAUGACCUCUUUCUGACCUCUGCGCUAUCCCUGCCCAUGUGGGAGUGGAGGUCAGACUGGUUGGAAGAUAUGGAGAACAAUCACACCCUGCGGCUGGGGAGGGGGCUGCCUCCUUGGUCCCCCGAGUCUCGGAUCUCUUCCCAGAGAAGUCAGCUUGGCUAUCCUGUGCCCAAUGCCAGCGAUGCUUCCUGAACUGUGCCCCUGAGACUGCCCAGAAGUGAAUCAGAGCCACCUCUCCUGUCAGCCUGAGGCUCAGGCUGUUGAGUUUGGGUCUGGCCUAGGGGGUUUCUGCUUUUGGGGUCCCCCUUCUCUACCCUCCAGGAGGGCUCUGCCUCAGGGAUUGUGAAACAAAAUAAGCAAAGCAGACCUGGAGCCCUCAGGGAACAAAAAGUCAUCUCCACAUCAGACUCUUAGUCCUUCCCUUUUUUUCCCCUGCUCCACCCACUCCCCUAAUUGGGUCUUUUUGGCUUAAGACGCAGCCCUUUCCCCUGAUCUCCCCACCCUCUUGGGGUCAUGGGAAGGAGGGCAGCCAGGGGUGUCUCCCGAGAGGACAGCUACUGCUGGCGGAGGUGGAGUGUGGAGGAAGGGGCUUCUUAAAGCAUCCCAUUCCUACAGAGGCAAGCCUCAACUCCCCCCACGACGCCUUGUGAAUGAAACAAAGAGGAACGCCACUUAGACAGCCAGGCCCACCUCAGUGGUAAGGCAAGGGGGUCAAGACUGGAUCCAGGGAGGAAGCUGAAGGAAGGGAGGUGGGACAAAUCACCCUCCUCAAACUGCUGUCACGGUUUUAAAUUGUAAAGAAUUUAAAACAAUUUUAAAGAAUUUGACACUGUAAAACAA
Messenger RNA from Choloepus didactylus (southern two-toed sloth), 3761 nucleotides. It is a transcript of the gene ROBO4, whose product is annotated as roundabout guidance receptor 4. The coding region runs from base 30 to 3113 and encodes 1027 amino acids. Lineage: Eukaryota; Metazoa; Chordata; Mammalia; Pilosa; Megalonychidae. Gene Ontology annotation, molecular function: protein binding. Gene Ontology annotation, cellular component: plasma membrane; axon. The record is from RefSeq and is a predicted model, not a curated record. Gene Ontology annotation, biological process: axon guidance; cell-cell adhesion. The transcript has 18 exons.